Molecule: messenger RNA, 468 nt
Organism: Colletotrichum tamarilloi
Lineage: Eukaryota; Fungi; Ascomycota; Sordariomycetes; Glomerellales; Glomerellaceae
Exons: 2
Coding region: 1-468 (155 amino acids)
Source: RefSeq, a predicted model, not a curated record
AUGGACGCUGCGCGGGACUCGGGAGGGAGGGUGAUCAUCAUCCGUCAUGGGGCUGGUCCUUCCAAUGACACCGAGACGCGGAAAUGGAUGGCUCUGCGAGUCUCGGUGGAGUCCGCAUACCCGAGCCUCCCCGACUUGUUUGCCAACUUCAUCUCCAGUCCAGGUACCGAUUACCAACCGAUGGCCGAGGCUGGUGGCAUGUUGCUGCCAUACGAAAUCCUCAAAGAUGGCGCAACGCGGUCGAUAGCCCAAACUAGCUGCUUCGGUCAAUCUGUCGGGAGCAUACGGUUGCUUCCUCAUCCUUCGCCGCCCUGCGAGGCGCCGCCAACGCAGCAACGGCAGCUAAACCGUUUUGGAUGCGGGAAGCCGGCGUCAAAUGUACAUCUCCCGCCCAUGUCUCACCAAAGUUCGAAUAGAGACAUACGGAAGGAGGAUGCCACAUUGUUUCACAGCAAAGUUGCUGCGUAA